Molecule: messenger RNA, 7928 nt
Organism: Vidua chalybeata
Lineage: Eukaryota; Metazoa; Chordata; Aves; Passeriformes; Viduidae
Product: basic proline-rich protein-like
Exons: 2
Coding region: 3227-6892 (1221 amino acids)
Source: RefSeq, a predicted model, not a curated record
GCCUGUCCUAUUGGAUUUGGGGACUGUCCCAUUGGAUUUGGGGCCCUGUCCCAGUGGAUUUGGGGGGGCCUGUUCUAUUGGAUUUGGGGCCCUGUCCCAGUGGAUUUGGGGGCCUGUCCUAUUGGAUUUGGAGCCCUGUUCUAUUGGAUUUGGGAGCCUGUCCCAUUGAAUUUGGGGGGCCUGUCCUAUUGAAUUUGGGAGCCUGUCCCAUUGGAUUUGGGGCCCUGUUCUAUUGGAUUUGGGGCCUGUUCCACUGGAUUUGGGGGCCUUUCCCACUGGAUUUGGGGGCCUGUCCUAUUGAAUUUGGGGGGGCUGUCCUGUUGGAUUUGGGGCACCUGGCCUAUGGGACUUGGGGUCAUGUCCCGUUAGAUUUGGGGGGCCUGUUCCACUGGAUUUGGGGGGCCUGUCCUAUUGAAUUUAGGGGGCCUGUCCCAUUGGAUUUGGGGGCCUGUCCUGUUGAAUUUGGGGGGUUUGUCCCAUUGGAUUUGGGGGUCUGUCCCAUUGGAUUUGGGGAUUUUCCUGCUGGAUUCGGCUGGAUUUUGGGUGUUGUCACCCGAUCUGAGGGUGAACUGUUGGAUUUGGGGGUCUCCCCCGUUGGAGUUGGGGGUCUUCCAGUGGAUUUGGUGAUCUGCCCUGUUGGAUUUGAGGGUCUGUCCCUCUGGAUUUGGGGGUCUUUCAUUCAAUUUUGGGGGCCUGCCCCGUUGGAUUUGGGGGUCUCUCACGGAAUUUUGGGGGUCUGUUCCUAUAGAUUUGGGGGUCUGCCCCUUAGGAUUUGAGGGUCUCUCACUGAAUUUGUGGGGUCUGUCCUGUUGGAUUUGGUGUCUGUUUUGGGGGGUAUUGGAUUUGGGAGUAUUUCAUUGAAUUUUGGGGGUCUGUCCCUUUGGAUUUGGGAUCUGUCCCUCUGGAUUUGGGGCUUUCUCACUGAAUUUUGGGGGUCUGCCCUGUUGGAUUUACGUGUCUCUCACUGAAUUUUCGGGAUCUGCCCCCUUGGAUUUGGGGGUGUCUCAUAGGAUUUGGGCACUGUCCCAUUGGGGGACCACCACUGAGGGUUGGUGACAGAGAGGGGACACAAGGAGGGAGCUGAGUGAUAGCUGUUGCUGUGACAGCUGCGCCGAUGAUUCCCAGGAGCUGCUGAGCUCCUUAUCCCUCCUGGCGUGGCUGGAAUUCCUGUUUGGGGCCCCCUCCCUGGCAUGGCUCUUCUGUCCCUCUCAACUGACAGCUCCCAAAAUUCUGCUGCUCUCAAGUCUCUGAUGGGAUUCCUCAGGCAGCUCCUUGGAUUUUCAUCUUGUUCCUUGGAGGUCUCUGGAAAAACUCUGGAGAUGGGGCUGAUCCAGAGGGACUCUGGGCAGAAAUCCCCUGGUUUUGGGGAAUGCUUUAGCUUGGGAUGUUUGAGAAGGGCCCAAGGAAAGGUGGGGCUGUGGGGGAGAAGGAACAAGCAGGAGUGAUUGUGUUCAUCGGGAAUGUGCUCAGACGGUGCCAGUGGAGCUGGCGAAGGAACAGGGAGAGCGGGCAGGGACAAAGGAUUGUUCUGGAGAGGGUGGCUCUGCACGGCCUGUUCUGUGAGGGGCCGGGCCCAGCGCAGCCCUUGGCAGCACUUGUUCCUCCUUCAGGAGGCACCAGGACGUUCCCUGGAGCAGGAAGUGUCCUGGCACCCGCUGGCACUGCUCCAGGCCUGCCCAUCCUUCCCACAGUGCCGUGGUUUGGGGUAAAACAGGGCAUUAAAAGCAACUUUCAGGACCCCAUUCCUGGGACAGGGACGUCAUUCCCUGCAUUCCAUGCACGUGUCACUGCCCUGGGUGGCAGCGAGAGCAGGACACGACUGUGACCCUGAUCCCAGGGAGGGACAGGGUCCCUGGAACGGGGCUGGCUCUGGGCUCCGCAGCUCCCGGUGCCGUGCAGGACGCGCUGCCCGAGGGCGGCACCGUGCCCGGGCUGGUUCUGCUCCCCCAGCCAGCAGCACCGGUUGGACCAGCACUGCCCUCCCUUGCAUCUCGAGCUCUUCCCUCCCUUGGAUCUCCAGUAGGUGCUGGGAAUGACGUUGGGAAUGUCAGGGCUCUCUCCAGGCUCAGCUCUGGCUUAGGGGCUGGAAGCUGAACCCUCUCACGGCCUCUUCCCCAAAGAGUGCCCUUUGAUUGCUGGUUGGCAUUGGGAAUGUCAUUGGGAAUUUCAUUGGGAAUGUCUCUCCAGGCUCUCAGCUCCGGCUCGGGAGCUGGAAGCUCAGCCCUGGCAUGGCCUCUUCCCUCAACAGUGCCCUUUGAUUGCUAGUUUGCAUUGGGAAUUUUGUUGGGAAUUUCAUUGGGAAUGUCAGGGCUCUCUCCAGGCUCAGCUGUGGCUCAGGAGCUGGAAGCUGAACCCUCUCAUGGUCUCUUCCCUAAAGGGUGCCCUUUGAUUGUUGGUUGGCAUUGGGAAUGUCGUUGGGAAUGUCAGGGCUGUCUCCAGGCUCUCAGGAGCUGGAAGCUCAGCCCUGGCAUGGCCUGUUGCCUGAGCAGUGCCCUUGGAUCACUGCUGGUGUUGGGAAUGGCCAGGCUCUCUCCAGGCUCUCUUGGACCUGGCUGGGGAGCUGGGAGCUGCUCCUGGUCAGUGGGACUUGCCUUAAUAAACUCUUGUUCUCCCCGUUCAGCUCCAGCUGCCCCCGUUCCUGCUCCCAUCCCUGCUCCAGGUACUCGGGACCCUCCUGUAACCCCUCGUGUGCCGCAUUAACCAGCGUGUGCCAUUCUGGGGGUUGCAUUCCAUUAACCCUAACAGCUUCCAGGGAAGUGGGGGGCACUGGGGGGCCUGGCCCCACCACCCCCAUGUCGUAGUGCCCUCAGGGCAUCUGCCAAGUCACUCACAGCUGGAGGGAGGGGGCUCCCAGGGCACUCCAGGAGUAAUUCCACGUGCCAGUGGUUUAUAUUUGACUUUUCCUUCCUCUUCUUCGGUGGGUCUUUGUUCCCCCCAUGCUCCCUGCAGCUUGGGGGGUGACCCCAGGCUCGUGAGCAGCCCUGGGUGUCCUGACAGACCUCUGGGGCUCCACAGAGGUUGUGACAGCCCCUUUGGUAGGGCAGAGCCUGUGGCAGAGCUGCAUCCCUGCAUUUCUGGCCCGCUGGGGAUUCCUGGUGGUUCAGGGAGUGCCUCCUGCCAUUCAGGGCUCUCAGGAAAAUCUGUUCUAGAAGGGGAUGAACAUCCUGGUCCGUGCUGAACCUGGCAGUGCCUGCUGGGCCACAAGCCAGGCACAGAGGCCAGAGGAAUGCCAGGGCUGGCUGCACGCCCCCUCCCUUUCUCUCCCUCUCUCUCUCCCUCCUCUCAUGGCUCACUCUGUUUCUCUCCUUUAGCUGUUCUUCAUGCUGCUCAUUCCCCACCUCUGACUCCAUCUCCAUCCGCCCAGGCUCUCCCAGCACAGCUGCCCAGCACUGCCCCGGCUCUGCCGGGCCCCCCGGGCCCCGUUUCCCCCCCCGUGGUCCCGGCUGCAGCCAUCCCCGUGUUCUCCAUGCCCCCCCAGCCCCCUGCCCCGGCUCUGCUGGGCCCAGUCACCACUGCCCCUCCUCCAGCUCCGCAGGCCCCCGUGGGUUUUGCAGCCCCAGGAUCUCCAGGGCCUGCCCCGGUUAGCCCAGUGUCCCCAGCAUUCCCAGCUCCAGUGUCACCUGGCCUGGCUGCUGCUUCUGCUGCAGUGACAGUGGCCCCUCUUGUCCCCCCAGUGAGCCCCAGUUCUCUCCCAGCUGCUCUCAACUCUACCAUGAAAACUGCUCCCACUGCAUCCUCUGCAGGAGCUGCAUCUCUGGCCCCUCUCCCUGCCUCUGGAGCAGUCCCAGCCCCUCUCCCUGCCUCUGGAGCAGUCCCAGCUCCUCUCCUACCUCCCCCAUCCCGUCCCCUCCUGGCAUCUCCCCCACCAGUGCCUCCCACUUUGCUGCCUGCUCCCACUGUGGCAGUGUCCCCCCAGAGUCCAGGGUCACCCCCACUUCCCACAGUCCCGGUGUCUCCUGGAAUUCCUGCUGUUCCUGCCUCUCCCCGAGCCCCAGCUCCAGCCCUGGUCAGUGCCAUCUCUCCCCCUGUCUUCCUGGCUGCCCCCAAAGCUCCCUUGUCACCCCCUAUCCCUCUGCUGCCAGCUGGGAUGUCCCCUGGGCAUCCUGCUGCUGCCCCACCUGGCCCAGCCCCUGGUGCCCCAGUCUCACCACUGCUCCCAGUUGCUCCUUCUGUUGCCAAGGCCUCUCCCAUGGGCCCUGCCCCGGUGGUCCCAGCUGUGGGACACCCAGUCCCUCCCUCAGUAGCCAGGACCCCUCCUGGGAGCCCAGCCCCUCGGGCAGGGCCUGUGGCAGCUCCGGCGGCUCCUGCCCUGUCCACACCCGCACUGGGAGCUGCUGCCUCUGUCCCAGGGCCUCCAGCAAGCCCCGUGUUCCCAGCAGCAGCUCCUGUGCCUGCUGUCCCCUCUGCCAGCUGCCCCACUGUCACACUGGCCAUGGCAGCUCCAGCCACCCCUCCUGUGGCCAAAGCAGCUCCUCCAAGUCCAGCUGCUGCCCCCUCUCCUCCUGUCACACCGGCCACGGCAGCUCCAGCCACCCCUCCUGUGGCCAAAGCAGCUCCUGGGAGCCCGGACACUGCCCCAGCUGUCCCCUCUGUCCCUGUCACAGCCCCCAUGGCACCUCUGGCCACCCCUCCUGUGGCUAAAACAUCUCCUGCUGUCCCUGUCACACCGGCCAUGGCAACUCCAGCCGCCCCUCCAGUGGCCAAAGCAGCUCCUGGGAGCCCGGUGACUGCCCCUUGUGCCCCUGUCACACCGGCCAUGGCAACUCCAGCUGCCCCUCCAGUGGCCAAAGCAGCUCCUCCGAGUCCAGCUGCUGCCCCCUCUCCUCCUGGCACACCGGCAGUGGCAGCUCCACCCUCUCCAGCUGCCCCUCCCUCAGCCAAAGAUGCUGCCAAGGGCUCUGUUGCUGCCUCAGCUGCCACUCCAACUCCCCCCACCCCAGCUCCAGCCGCCCCACCUGCAGCCAAAACCACUCCCAAGAGCCCAGUUGCUGCUCCCCCAUCCCCUGCCACCCCAGCUCCACCAGCUCCAGCUGCCCCCCCAGCAGCCAAAACACCCCCAAAGAGCCCUGCCAAAGCCACCCCAGCUCCAGCCACCCCCACUGAGGACAAAACACCCCCAAAGAGCCCUGCCAAAGCCACCCCAGCUCCAGCCACCCCCACUGAGGACAAAACACCCCCAAAGAGCCCUGCCAAAGCCACCCCAGCUCCAGCCACCCCCACUGAGGACAAAACACCCCCAAAGAGCCCUGCCAAAGCCACCCCAGCUCCAGCCACCCCCACUGAGGACAAAACACCCCCAAAGAGCCCUGCCAAAGCCACCCCAGCUCCAGCCACCCCCACUGAGGACAAAACACCCCCAAAGAGCCCUGCCAAAGCCACCCCAGCUCCAGCCACCCCUACUGAGGAUAAGGCACCCCCAAAGAGCCCUGCCAAAGCCACCCCAGCUCCAGCCACCCCCACUGAGGACAAAACACCCCCAAAGAGCCCUGCCAAAGCCACCCCAGCUCCAGCCACCCCCACUGAGGACAAGGCACCCCCAAAGAGCCCUGCCAAAGCCACCCCAGCUCCAGCUUCCCCUGGAGCAGCCCAAAAACCUCCCAAGGGCAGCCCCAUCACUGCCCCAUCCACUCCUGUGGCUCCAGCUGCCCCUGCUGAGGCCAAGGCACCCCCAAAGAGCCCUGGCAAAGCUGCCCCUGCUGAGGCCAAAGCACCCCCAGAAAGCCCCGUUACAGCCACCCCAGCUCCAGCUGCCCCUCCAGCAGCCAAAACACCCCCAAAGAGCCCUGCCAAAGCCACCCCAACCCCUGCAGCUGAGGCCAAAACACCCCCAAAGAGCCCUGGCAAAGCCAGCCCAGCUCCAGCAGCCUCUCCUGAGGCCAAGGCACCCCCAAAGAGCCCUGCCAAAGCUACCCCAGCCCCUGCUGAGGCCAAAACACCCCCAAAGAGCCCUGCCAAAGCCACCCCAGCCCCUGCUGAGGCCAAAACACCCCCAAAGAGCCCUGCCAAAGCCACCCCAGCCCCUGCUGAGGCCAAAACACCCCCAAAGAGCCCUGCCAAAGCCACCCCUGCUCCAGCCACCCCUGCCGAGGUCAAAACACCUCUAGCUCCUGCCCAAGUGCCUCCCAAGAGCCCUGCUACAGCCACCCCAGCUCCUAGUGCCCCUCCAGCAGCCAAAACACCCCCAAAGAGCCCUGCCAAAGCCACCCCAGCUCCAGUGGCCCCUGCUGCAGCCAAAGGACCCUCAAAAAGCCCUGCUGAGGCCAAGGCACCCCCAGAGAGUCCUGUCAAAGCCACCCCAGCUCCAUCUACCCCUGCUGAGGCCAAGGCACCCCCAAAAAGCCCUGCCAAAGUCACCCCAGCUCCAGCCACCCCCACUGAGGACAAAACACCCCCAAAAAGCCCUGUCAAAGCCACUCCCCCUCCAGCCACCCCUGCUGCAGCCAAAGGACCCUCAAAAAGCCCUGCUGAGGCCAAGGCACCCCCAAAGAGCCCUGUCAAGGCCACUCCAGCUCCAGCAGCUCCAGCCACAGCUCCUGCUCCAGCCACGGGUGUUUCUGGUGCCCCUCCAAAGCCCCCAACCCCCGCCAAAGCAGACGCCGGCCGUCCUGGCUCUGCCCCGAGCGCUCCCCCUGCCAAGAAGCAGCAGCCCCCCGCCAAUGACAAGGUGGCCAAGCCGGCCGCUCGCCCCCCCUCGAAAGCCCCGCCCGGCGCUGACGAUGAGGACCUGCCGCCUCUGCUCCCCCCCGAGCCGCCCGUGCUGCUGGAGCUGUCCCCGCCCGCGGGGGUCCCGGCCCCGCUGGCGCCGCAGCCCGUCCUCAAGAAUGACAAGGGUAUUUUGCGGCCGCGGUUUGCCGUGUGCAUGGAGUGUCACUGGCUGCCCACGGGGUACUAACCGCGCCCGGGGCCGCGGCGUGCCGGGCUAGAGCGAGCCGAGCAGCCGGUGAGCCGGGGCACGGGGAGGGACGGGGCUGGGCGUGGUGCCGGCGGUCACUAACGCGUGUCCUCGGGCACGGAGCACGGUGUGGUUUGUGGCAUGGGCACCGCGAGCUGAGCUGGCUUCACACGGAGGAGCUGCCACGUGCCUGUCCCUGCUGUGUGUGGUGCCCACGUGGUGUCCCCGUGGCCGGCUGGCGGCGGAAGGGGGGCAGUGGUGGGCAGUGUUGGUGCCAAACUGGGCUGUCCCCACGCUAUGCCUGAAGUGUUGGGAGCCCUGGGCACACCCUGACGCCUGCAGAGAGCUUUGCCAGGGCUCCUGUGUGCUGUGGGCACAGAGGUUUGAAUCCAGGUAAUGGCUGCACGGGAGCAUCGUGGUCGCCUCCAGGUGACCUCUGGCCUCCGAGGCUGGGGACACCCAGCUCUGCUCCGAUAACUGGUGUGGUCGGUGCCGUGGGUCACAAGUGGUGGUGGCACUGCAGCUGGUGGCACUCUGGGCACCCAGAGGUGCUGUUCCCUGGGAGGGGUUCGGGCUUAUCCCAGAUCAUCCCUGUAGUGAAGCCACGGAUGUGCAGCAGCCCUGAGGGCUCGGUGAGUCGGGUCUCGGUGCCGUGUGUCAGCUCUGGGUUUGAGGGGAGUCAAGAGGGGCUCUGUCACACUGGGCUACUGCCACCUCAGCACCCUGGGAGUGCCACCCACCUCCUCCUCGAGCCGGUGCCACAGGCUGGAGCCACCUUGGGAUUCAUUCCAGAGCCUCCGGGCACCUCUGGGGCUCUGGCACCCGGCUCCCACCAUGGGCCGAGCCUGAGGACCCAUUCGUGCCACCCUGCUGAUGCCAUUUGGGGCGCAGUGAGAGCUCCUGAUGGCACUCAGAGUGCAGGGAAUGCUCCAUCCACCACCUAACUGGGCUGACUGGUGGCUUCACUGGGAGCCAGCAGCAAAGGCCUGUGUGCCCUGGACCUACCUGAGGUGGGAAGAGUGAGGGAUGUGUGUCU